CAAAGUCCGCUUCGUGGAGCUCUUGUUGGCGAGCCGGGGGUCUGAGCGAGGCUCUUUGUCAGGCGCAUGGAAGGCGAGGUUGGCGGCAGCCGGCACUUCCGCGCCGGCGCCAUGUGAUCCUCCACGCGGAUGGAAAGGGCAAGGCAGGAGAAUCCACCUUGGAGGGAAGUCCUCGAGGGUCCCCUUUGGCAGGCGCUGGCGAUUGCUGGUUACAAUGAAUGUUGAACAUGAAAUCAACCUGUUAGUUGAAGAAAUUCGACGGCUGGGGACCAAAAAUCCUGAUGGGACAUUGAGUGUGAAGUUUGGAGUGCUGUUUGAGGAUGAGAAAUGUGCCAACCUUUUUGAGGCUUUAGUGGGAACCCUGAAAGCUGCAAAACGACGGAAGAUAGUUAAUUAUCCUGGAGAGCUGCUUUUGCAAGGAGUUCAUGACAAUGUUGAUAUCUUGUUAUUGCAGGAUUAGUUACUUUCCAGCAAAUGGCAUUUUUUAGGUAUCUAUAUGUAACUCAGAUCAAAAUGCAUUUGAUUGAAAGUAUAUCUUCCUAUUUAUCUUUAUAAAAUUAUAUAUAAAAAUC
This is a messenger RNA of Crotalus tigris (Tiger rattlesnake), 572 nucleotides long. It is a transcript of the gene ABRACL, whose product is annotated as ABRA C-terminal like. Gene Ontology annotation, biological process: regulation of actin filament-based process. The record is from RefSeq and is a predicted model, not a curated record. NCBI's taxonomy places the organism in Eukaryota, Metazoa, Chordata, Lepidosauria, Squamata, Viperidae. The coding region runs from base 215 to 460 and encodes 81 amino acids. The transcript has 3 exons.